Amphiprion ocellaris (clown anemonefish) is the source of this 1526-nucleotide messenger RNA. Its product is annotated as transcription factor 15-like. Bases 179 to 724 code for a protein of 181 amino acids. Gene Ontology annotation, biological process: regulation of transcription by RNA polymerase II; developmental process. NCBI's taxonomy places the organism in Eukaryota, Metazoa, Chordata, Actinopteri, Pomacentridae. The transcript is spliced from 2 exons. Gene Ontology annotation, molecular function: protein dimerization activity; RNA polymerase II transcription regulatory region sequence-specific DNA binding; DNA-binding transcription factor activity, RNA polymerase II-specific. The record is from RefSeq and is a predicted model, not a curated record.
CACACCGGAGGCUCCUAUGAGGAAGUGUCAGAACACAGCGGGGACUUCUGCUGGCUGAACCUCGGAGCUGCAGCGCCUUUUACGCACGGCUCUCCAGCGCACGCAGCUGCUGUCUGCUCGAAAUAAACAACAGGACUGGUUUCCCCUGUGAGCGCUUUCUCCCUUUUUUUGCCUACCUAUGAUGGCUUUCGCUAUGCUGAGGCCGGUGUCCACGCAUCCGUUCUCCUACCCCGCGGACCUGACCUUGAUGUCGGACGACGAGGAGGGGAACCGCAGCGAGAGCGACGGCAGCACUGACCAGAGCUACGGCUGCUGCGGGGCCGCCGGGGAGACUUACCGGCGGGAGUCCGGCGGCGUGGUGAUCCGCCAGCGCAACGCCGCCAACGCCAGGGAGAGACACCGGACCCAGAACGUGAACACGGCCUUCACGGCGCUGCGGACGCUCAUCCCCACGGAGCCGGUGGACAGAAAACUCUCCAAGAUCGAGACGCUGCGCCUCGCGUCCAGCUACAUCUCCCACCUGGCCAACGUGCUGGUGGUCGGGGACGGCAGGGAGGACGGGCAGCCGUGUCUGAGCGCAGUCUACAAGGAGGUGAAGGGCAGUGGAGACGGAAAACAGCCCCGGACUAUCUGCACAUUCUGCCUCAGCAACCAACGAAAAGGGGUUAAAUACAGACGAGACUGUGUGAAAAUACACACAAGCAGACAAAUAAGCAGACGGUGAAAGCGUUUGAUGGGAUCUUCUCUUCAGAGCAGACGUCGGGGGGGUAAAAUCCCUCCAGCAGUCAUUCCUUAAACACUUGAAGCAUCUCAGCAGCACAGCGGUCUUAAAGAGCUUCUCUGACUUUCUGGGCAUUUGCCUGAUUGGUCAGUAAACCCAGUGUGAGAUGGGAGGAUCGGCACAGAAACCAUUUCUGUGUCUCCAGCGGAUACAGUAGGUCCAGUGUUUGCUAUCAAAUGUCAUGCAGGGAUAUUCGAAUCACAUGAUGAUGAAGCUCAGAUGGAAAUCAAUACCAGCUCUGGACGACUGAUGGUUUUAUGAUUAUGCAGCACUUUGGAUGAUGGUAGUCACUUAUGAAUACUAAACAAUGACUUAAAUGUUAACAAAAGGGGUUCUCUUAAUGUCUCUUCACAUUAAAUUCGGCUUAUUUGUUGGUCGUAGCUUCCAGAGGUUUUGUUUAUCAUCAGUUUCAGGUCUGUGUGUGACUUAACUGCGGAUGAUCAAAAAAUGGCGGCAGGAUCUGGAGACGCUUUGGUACCCAUCAUCUUAUCGACGUUUGGGUUUGGCACUGGUUGAGAUACACUCCUUUGCAAAGCUCUUUAAGAUCAAAUAAGACAAUUGUUAAAUCCUCAACAUGUUUCUGGGGACACUCACCCAGCUGAGCCUCUGCAGGAGUGAAAAGGACAAACCACUCCAACCUCCCUGAACUGGCGCUGAAUGCAACAGGACGCAUCAGUGGGACUCUACUUUGUUUUCUUUCAUUACUUGUUGCUCUCUACUUUGAAAUUAAAUUUAUUUUUACAUA